This is a messenger RNA of Chaetomium fimeti, 360 nucleotides long. RefSeq lists its product as uncharacterized. The record is from RefSeq and is a predicted model, not a curated record. The coding region runs from base 1 to 360 and encodes 119 amino acids. The transcript is spliced from 2 exons. NCBI's taxonomy places the organism in Eukaryota, Fungi, Ascomycota, Sordariomycetes, Sordariales, Chaetomiaceae.
AUGGCCGGUGAGCAGAGGUUACGAGUAUUGGGAGAGCACAUGAGCAUCAAGAGAUCAGAUACUACUCAAACAUGCGGGAACUAUUGUGUUUGCCAGCAGUGUCGCGGCUUCAUCGAGUUCCAGCCGGUGGACCACCUUGGCUGUCGCAAGGCCCCAAAGAGGUGCCCCGGGAGAAAGAAGAGGGGGGACACUGUGCGCUAUGUUGAUGCUGAGGAGUGCAGCACAUGCACCCUGGAAGCUAUGACCGCCGACCCUGACUUGUACAUAGAGUAUCCCGAGUUCGAGGAUCCCCCACAUCGGCCCAUGGAACUUGGGCUGUGGAUGCAAGGCAUGGGGGGAAGACCUCGUGCAUCCCGUUGA